This is a messenger RNA of Caenorhabditis angaria, 2253 nucleotides long. The record is from the annotation of a GenBank genome assembly. Lineage: Eukaryota; Metazoa; Nematoda; Chromadorea; Rhabditida; Rhabditidae.
AUGCCAGAAGUUCGUCAAUUUUUGGAGCGCAAAUGGAAACAUGCGUUUACCACGUUUUUUGGUGAGUUUUUGAAGCCUACAGUACCCCUUAGAGCUACAGUAACCCAAAUGAAUUACUGUAGAUUUGGAUCACAAUGGCAUCAUUGAAUGGAAGGAUUUCAAGGCGUUGAUCGAUGUGAUCGGCGAGGUUCGCGGCAAAAAAAGCGACGUGUUCAUCAUUGCCAAAUUGUGCCUGCCGGAUAUUUGGCAAAAGUUGACUGAGGCAAUCGGGAAGGAGGAUCAUGAAAAAGUGGGUGGCGGGCGGGGAAUCGGGGAUUCUAGGUGGGAAAUUCGGAUUCUGCGUGAAAAUUUGAGCCCGGGUAGAUCUACCGUACUUUUUUGGCGCGAAAAAUUGAGCCGGAAAAAGUGAUCUACAAGAUUUUUGGAAUUUUGUUGGCACAAUUUCUCUUUUGGGUUACUGUAGCUCUUUAGAACCUUAGUACUGUAAUUUAACAUUGAAACCUACAGUACCCAGCUACAGUACCCUCCAAAAGCAUCCCAGAGAAAAUUGAUCUACAAAAAAGGUUUUUUGGAACCUUUUUGGCACAAUUUUUCUCUGGGUUACUGUAGCUCUCUAGAAGUUCAGAGUACUGUGGGUUUGGGUUAAUGCGGAUUAUCUGAUACCUACAGUAACCUUCAAACCUACAGUACCCAGCUACAGUACCCCAAAAGCAUCCCGGAGAAAAUUGAUCUACAAAAUUUUUGGAUUUUUCGGCACAAUUCUUACUAGAGUUACUAAUUUGUCUGGGAUUUUCAGUUUUUUCUGAAAUUUUCAGCAAUUUCUUCAAAUUUGAAAAUUUUCUACACCUAUUGAAUUUAUGAAUCAACUAUCAAAAUUGCCAUCAAUUCAAGAUUUAAUGAGAAAAUUUUGAAACGUAUAAUUUUCAAGAAAUAUUUUUCAGUAACCCAAUUAUGAGCUACAGUAACCUACAGUACCUCCCAAAGUAUGCCAUGUUUGGUCUCAAAAAAUCGCAAAUUUUCCCAGGAGUACGGUAGCUGCCUACAGUACCCCCCUCAUUUUUCCAGAUAACCCUAUCAGAUUGGUUCGAACUGUGCUGGAAAUCCAAAAAUUCGCCAAAAGAGCCAGCGUGGCAAAAAGCCUAUGUUGAUUAUAUGUUUCGACUUUUGGAUGAAUCAGGUUUUGAAAUUUUCAGCAUUUCUAGAAAUUUUCCGAAUUUCAGGCGAUCAUUUCGUGGAUCAGGCUGAAUAUGUGCAAGUUUUGGGAUUUUUUGGGGUCAACAAAAAGGAUUCGAACCACAGUUUUGAUCAAUUCGCUUUUGUGAGUUUUGGGGCCAAAAUUUGGCUACAGUACCCUUGUAGUUUGCUUUUUUUUCUGCCUGCAAACCAACCAAAUUGAGUCAUUUUCCAAGUCAGAAAUUUUGUUUUCCAAAAAAAAAAUUUUUUUUUGUCAAAAUCUAGAUCAACCCACAGAGAUUUUGGGAUAAUCUCAGAUUUGUCUGUGAAAAAAAAAGCCGGGUUCAAAUUUCCAGGCGUGACUCAAUUUUGGUGGGUUACUGUAGAUUUUGGCGGGAACAAUUUUGAUCUACAGACAUUUUUGGAAUCUUCAAUGGAUACCAUUUUUUAAGAGCUACUGUAUCUCAGGAUUACUGUAAUUUCUAAGGCAAAAUUUUUGAUCUACAGCAUUUUUGGAAUCUUCAUUUUUAUGAGAGCUACAGUAUCUCAGGAUUACUGUAGAUUUGGAAGAUCAAUUUCUCUGAACUACAGAAAUUUCUAAUCUUUUUCAUAACUAGACUAUAGUUCCUACACUACAGUACCCCCUGAAGUUCAAAUUUCUCAUAUUUUUCUAUUUUUCAGUCAGAACAAAUCCUGAAAAUCUUUUAUUUUCAAAAAAAAUCCCGAGUUCAAACCGAGAUUAUCUGUGACGUUGAAAAUUUUGAAUUUUCAAAUUUUCGCGCAAAAAUUUGAUCAUUUUUUCAGAAUUUUUAAGAAAAAAUUAAUCUUUUUCGAAAAAAAAAAAGAUUAAUAAUGAAGAAACCUUUCAAAAGUUCCAGGAACUUUGGGGGAAAAAUGAAAAUUAUGAAAUAAAAAUCGGCCUACAGUACCCCCAAAUUAAAAAUUAUCGAUUUUUUGCAGGAUAAUCGCGGGAAUUUGAUCAACAGUAUCUCGAAACGACAUUUUCACACUUUGUGGAAGCAAUUUUUCCAUUCCGAAGAUCCAGAGGCGCCCGGAACUCAUUUGCUCGGAAAAAUUUGA